Messenger RNA from Ylistrum balloti, 874 nucleotides. RefSeq lists its product as uncharacterized. The record is from RefSeq and is a predicted model, not a curated record. The coding region runs from base 1 to 372 and encodes 123 amino acids. Lineage: Eukaryota; Metazoa; Mollusca; Bivalvia; Pectinida; Pectinidae. The transcript has 3 exons.
AUGUUAUGGAGGAAAGUGACUGAAAUGUCUGAAGAUGUAGCGAAAACAGUCACCGAAUGUAACACCGAGAGUCCAGAGAAAAGAAAACGAAAAAAGAGGAAAUAUAGGAGAACAAAAGAUGAAUCAAUUUUAUCAGCCCACGAUUUCCUGCCGAUUCGACUGCUGACUUUAUUUGGAAUGACUGUUUGUUUGGCGUUGUUCAUCUUCCAGAUCAGCACCUCACUUAACUCCUACAAUAUUUUACAUGAUAUGAGAGAUCUGGAGGAGCGUUUCCCUGACUACAUGUUCGGUCUCCAUGGUGAACCCAAUCUGUGGUCGUGGGAUCCUGAUACAGAGCUGUUGAAGGUCAACACAUCACUCUUUAUACACUGAAGGCUUUAUGUAAUUACUGCUGGUCCUGUACUGAAGAUCAGAAACAACAACACACAAGUGCUUUGGGUCAACUAGUACCUGUAAAAUCUUCAUAUACUACAUGUGAAUUUUAUCAUACUUCUGAUGAAUUUUGAAGAUGUAUGGUUGUCAACAUUAUUUGUAUGAUUACAACACAGGUUCAUGUUCUUCAUGUGCAGUUCAGUUCAAGUGAACAAAGAUCUAGGGUAAUUUUACUAAACAGGUAGAAUUCUAGCUGCAGAUGUUUACAAGAUUCAUAUGUGGUUCAGUUCUAGAAUCACAGAUGUGGUUCAGUUCUAGAAUCACAGAUGUGGUUCAGUUCUAGAAUCACUGAUGUGGUUUAGUUCUAAGAUCACUGAUGUUUUUAAGUUCUAAGAUCACAGAUGUGGUUCAGUUCUAGAAUCACAGAUGUGGUUCAGUUCCAGGAUAACAGAUGUGGUUCAGUUCUAGAAUCACAGAUGUGGUUCAGUUCUAGAAUCACAGA